CAAGGGACGAGGUUUGAAGGAAGGAAGAGAAAAGGAAACGCAAAAUAAGGAACCAACAGCCCAUUUGUUUGAUUGAUUGUUGUGCCGUUUCUGCAGCUGAGAGAGAGAGAGAGAGAGAAACAGCAGAUGCAUGGUAAAAGGCGUGACAGAAGUGUGUGUUGUGGUUGGGACUGUUUUAGCUUAAAAUAGCGUAGCGUGCGAGCAAAGCUUAAUCAUAUCAUCAUUCUUCUUUAGCUAACAGCAACACCAAGCAAAAGUAGUCUCUUUUCAAACAAGAUCAGGAAGUCCCCUUAGAGCCCUCAAAGAGGUAAGAUAUACAUACAGAGACUCGAACACAUAGACAGAGGAAAAAAGAGAUCAAAGUUUAAUUUAUCUUGUCGACACAAUGAUUUGAUUGGAGCUAAACAUAAUACAAGUAAUGGAGCAAGAGAUCAAGAGGAAGAGAGGAAGAGAGGAAGAAGAAGAAGAGGUGAAAGAGGAGUCCUCAAAUAAUAAAUCUACAAAGAUGCAAGCUGAUCAUCCUAGUCACCCACGUAGUGUAAGGAACGACAUCAAAAUCGAAAGGAGAUCAUGCAACCAUGAAGAGGACAGCAACACCAGGAAUGAAAUAACCGGAGACAACAAUUUCGCACUUGGGGUAUUUGAUUUCCCCUGGCUGAAAGAAGAAGGCAGCAGCAUGAUCUCAAAGGCAGACGAGGAGGAGUGGUGUUUAGAGGACACAAUAUUCUCCUCAUCUCUCUAUUACAGUACAACAUCUGCCGCUGAAUUUUCUGGACAACACUUGUGGGAAACCACUCCAGAAGCCACGUGCAUUGGAUCAUGCAUAGACGUUCCGGUGGACAAGUUUGAGGAGAUUAAUGCUUGGUCAUUGGAAAUGGAGGCUACUGUUGAUUGAACCUCGACCUCCCUACUCCUAAACAAAAAUGGUGCCUAGUCCUAGCUUAGCUAAUCACUGCAAAGUUUGCAUUUGCAUUGCAUGCACACAACCCACUAGGAAAUCUUGAUGGGUUUUUCUUCAUUCCCUAGCAUUGCAAACCCAGAAGACAGCUGGUCCUGUUUGCAAGUGUGUCUUGUUGGGAGUUGAUUUUUAAAGUAUUUUUUAUUAUAAGUGUGGCAAAAUUUGCUUUUAGAAAUCAUUUAUAUAUUAAAAUAAUAUUUUUUUUA
Messenger RNA from Populus nigra (black poplar), 1164 nucleotides. RefSeq lists its product as uncharacterized. The transcript is spliced from 2 exons. The record is from RefSeq and is a predicted model, not a curated record. Lineage: Eukaryota; Viridiplantae; Streptophyta; Magnoliopsida; Malpighiales; Salicaceae. Bases 419 to 895 code for a protein of 158 amino acids.